CGCGAUUGGUGCAUCUUUGACGCUCUAAUUAUACUGCACGUAUGUAGUGGGGUACAUGUAGUCAGCGCUGUGUACACCAAGGCCGGAUCUUGCCUAGUCUCUACCUAAACAUAGGUAGGAUCUUACCGCCCCGCUCUUAUACCAGUAGAUAUACAGACGCUCUCUAUCCUCUUCUUCUACCGUUCCCCUGAUACCUAGAUAGUUGGCAAGAUAUCAACAAGACGACAAUGGCGACAGCUCAGUCUUGUUCUGCCCCAUUAGGUCAUCACAUGGUGUUCACCAUCCCCCGCACAGCAUCCCAUCUAUUAUUGAAACUAUUGAAUUUACCCCAACAGCACUCAGUUUAUCGUCACUCGAAUAAUCAGGAUGGAUAUAUGUUCCUUCCUGCUGCAGCCCUACGCUUCAGACAGUCUCUACCAGGAAAGGCGAUCCAAGAAUGGUCAGAGGAAGAAAAGACAGCCCUGAAAGAUGCGAUGCAGGGUAGCUUUGAUGACUGGCUUGGCUUGAUUGAGGAAGCGGAGAAGCAAGGCAAGAGUACCUUUGUCAAAGAACACCUGAACUGGAUGGCAUCUCCUGCUGCCGAGGCUCGUCUGUAUGGGCAUCAAAAGAGCAACUCGAGCACUACAACACAAUUCCAAGUGCACUGGAAGACUCAACAAAUAAGCGACUCAAGAAAGCAAGAUAACAUAACCUAUCUUCCUGACGCGUUCCUGCUCCAGGAGGUGAAACCCACCUUUCUCAUCCGCCAUCCCGCUCUCACGUUCCCCAGCUGUCUGCGUACAGCCAUGGAUAAUGAAGGCGCCUCAUCGGUAAUAGACGGCGAGAAGAUCCAACAGUGGGAAUGUACCUACUUUUGGAGUUUGUCUCUGUACACCUUCUACAUCGAAUCGGCUGCGGAAUUCGAUCGCAGGAGCUUUGUUGAUGGAGUUAAAUAUCCAAUUGUGCUUGAUGCGCAGGAUCUCGGGGACGAAGCUCUUGUGAGAAAAUACGCAAAGGCUGUGGGGCUGGAUGAAGAGAAAGUGCGUUUCACGUGGAAGGCUGCGGAAGAGACAGAGCUAGCCAGGCUUGGAAAGGUAGAGAAGAGAAUGAAGAGCACCAUUCUUGCGAGUAGUGGGAUUGAGGAGGGCAAGUUGAAUGCUGCGCUAGACAUAGAGAUACAGAGGCUUACGAAACGCUCAAAAGCGUGAGGCUGAGAUCUUGACAUAGUUCGGUUAAAUACAAAUGUCUCCAUAAUGAAAUUACUACGG
This is a messenger RNA of Paraphaeosphaeria sporulosa, 1247 nucleotides long. RefSeq lists its product as uncharacterized. The record is from RefSeq and is a predicted model, not a curated record. The coding region runs from base 228 to 1187 and encodes 319 amino acids. The transcript has 2 exons. NCBI's taxonomy places the organism in Eukaryota, Fungi, Ascomycota, Dothideomycetes, Pleosporales, Didymosphaeriaceae.